CAUGAUCAGUCAAUUAUCGUGGACUUCUCACACCAAUUUCCAAACUUUUCCGAAAAAAUAUUUUUCACAGUUCGCUAUGGAUACGUAUGUAUCGGUACGGUAAAACUACGCACUCAUCUCAAAAAUGUGAUGUUCGAUACAGUUAGUCGCUGAUACCAUCAUAGGAAGAGAAUAGAAGGGGAACUCUAUGCAUCAACGCCCUCGAAAAAUCUAUGAAAAGUCGCACCUCAUGAUGACAGAAAAGAAAGUUGAAGGAGAGACGGUGGCAAUGACUCCCGGUGCUGUUGGUUUUUCUGACGAUGUGGGGGUCGCUGCAAGCUAUCCUGCUUGCCGCGAAAAGGCACAACUUUUGUACCGAGGUGCUGCUCUGGCUCCUAUGGUUCGCGCUUCAACGACCCCCUUGCGGCUUCUAGCACUUAGAUACGGAGCUGACUUUACAUACACUGAAGAGUUGGUCGAUCGAUCCUUGUCGCAAACAAUUCGUGUCGAAAAUAAAGAGCUGCAAACAAUCGAUUAUAUCAAGGAUCCAGCAAUGCUUCCGAAGAAGACAAAGAAAAAACUAAAAGCGGACAACAAUCGCCCCUGCUUAAUACUGCGGAUAGAUCCAAAUGUCGAAAAAGGAAAACUCGUUUGUCAAUUGGGAACGGGUGAACCGGAAUUAGCGUUGGACGCCGCGAAGAAGGUCGUUGGAGACGUUGCAGCGAUCGAUGUCAACAUGGGAUGCCCCAAGAAAUUCAGUGUCUCCGGAGGUAUGGGAUCGGCGCUUCUCAAGGAUCCAGAUCGAGCUGCACGGAUUCUUGCUUCACUGAAGGGCUUGUUGGGACCACUCGGAAAGCCUCUCUCGUGCAAGAUCCGGCUGUUGGCAACAACGAAAGAAACCGUAGACUUUGUCGAAACAAUGAUUCGCGCCGGAGCGGAUGCCGUGGCCAUUCACGCUAGACGUGUCGGAGACGAGUCAACCACGGCUGCGGACUGGAAGUCACUCGAAGAAGUUUUGGAGGUCUUGCGGCCUAAGCAUCCCAGUAUCAAUUUCCUCGUGAACGGAGACUUUUACGACCGGAAGGAGCGAACCGAAUUCGUCGAAAGAACCAAGGUCGACGGGGUUUUGCUGGGUCGACCAGCAUUGUAUAACACAAGCACUUUUCUGCCUCUUGAAACAGCAGAGAUCGAUAAGACAGCCGUCAUCCAAGAAUACAUGAAAUAUUCGGUACGAUUCGACUCCCACCACAAAAACACGAAGUACGUUGUGUGUGAAAUGAUGUCCCAUCGCCGUACUCCCACCGGAAGGGUUCCGUACCUACCCAUGAAAUUUCCGCAGGGGCAAACCGUUGGCAAAACCUGCAACUGUCAUGAUCUUGUCAGUUUGUGUAAGCUAUGGGGUGUUGAUCACUCGAAAGCCCUUGCAACAAUAACUACGGGUACAAACGUAGACAGUGAAUGCUCGGAGGCGACCGCCUUGGCACCUGGAGAACAUCGAUACGAAGAUUCUUACUUCUUGAAGGGUAACCAAUCAGCCAUGGAUGCAAAGAGUGCACUUGCGUCAAAAGAAGAUAGAGAAGAAAAAGAAGUCCCUGAUGCAAACUCAGUUACCCAAUCAGAGGACAUGAAUAAAAGGGGCGAUCAGAAGAGUGACCUUGUUGACAAUGUAGUCAAAGUGAACUACAUUGACGAAAGAGCUGUGAAAAGAGCAAAAAUUUCAUCAGAAGAAGGAAAUGGAAGUAAUAUGAUAUGACAUUCGGGCAUGGAUUAUGUAAGAAACUGAUUUUAUGGUACACAAAACGAAUUGAUGUUGUGAUCCCCGGAAUACAAUACAAGCAGUAUU
Pseudo-nitzschia multistriata is the source of this 1822-nucleotide messenger RNA. The record is from the annotation of a GenBank genome assembly. Lineage: Eukaryota; Bacillariophyta; Bacillariophyceae; Bacillariales; Bacillariaceae.